CAACUAUCCCGCGAGCUGCACUGUCAUGGCUUACGCCAUGAUCUAUCAUGGCCACUCUCACGCCAGCUUCUGCGCAAGCAAUUGCGCGUCUGCGCGCCUACCGACCGCCACCUACCCAAUGGAACAACCUCCCACUGUCACGAAGAGCAGCCGUCUUAAUCCUGCUCUUCGCUGAUCGAGCUGGCGACCUCCGAGUCGUCCUUACCAUGCGCGCGGGCACGCUGAGAUCAUACGCCGGACAAGCCGCCCUCCCAGGAGGUAAAUCCGACACCCUCUCCGAAACCCCCUUCGCCACCGCCCGCCGGGAAGCCUACGAGGAAAUCGGCCUCCCCCUCCACGACGCGCAGCUGCCCGCCCCCUUCCGCGUCGAGCACCUCUGCCAACUUCCCUCGAACCUCGCGAGGACGGAGCUGGGGGUGCGCCCCUGUGUCGCAUUCCUCAACACCUCCUCUUCCUCCUCCGCCGCCGCCGAGAGCGCGCUGAUCCCGCGCCUGGACCCCAAAGAGGUCGCAGCGGUCUUCACAGCACCAUUCCACAACUUCCUGCGCGAAAAGGACGAGGCCGACGGCCUGGCGCACACGAGCGCGAGCGCGGGCGACUUCCCCGGCGCCGAAGCGGCGGGCUUCAAGGCGGACUGGUACCGCGGCGUGUGGACCGAUUGGCACGAGAGCCGGUGGCGGAUGCACAACUUCUACGUGCCUGUCGGGCCGACUAAUAGCAGCCAGACGGUCGUGCGGCCAAAGAAAAAGACCGGGCCGCAGCCGAAGAUUACGCAUCCCAGCCCACCGGCGGAGGAGGAUGCGCUGGAGAGGCAGACGCGGUUCCGGGUGUUUGGCAUGACGGCGCGGAUUCUGGUGGAUGCGGCACGGGUGGCGUAUGGCGAGGAGCCUGAAUUUGAACACAACGCGCACUUCGGAGACGAGGAUAUGAUUGCGAGGUUGUUGAAGACGGGGCGGCUGGCGAUGGAGAAGAGGCAGGGGGAUGAGUUGACGAGGGAGGAUUUUAAGAACGCGGCGGUGACGAAGUUGUAGAUGAUCAUGAUAGAGGUUUGUAUUGGAGAUUUAGAUAUCACUUUAAUCAAAGAUUUGCUAGCCAGCGGCACCC
Molecule: messenger RNA, 1104 nt
Organism: Mytilinidion resinicola
Lineage: Eukaryota; Fungi; Ascomycota; Dothideomycetes; Mytilinidiales; Mytilinidiaceae
Product: NUDIX domain protein
Exons: 4
Coding region: 48-1031 (327 amino acids)
Biological process (GO): coenzyme A catabolic process
Molecular function (GO): coenzyme A diphosphatase activity; acetyl-CoA hydrolase activity
Source: RefSeq, a predicted model, not a curated record